CAAAUCUAUCUGUAACAAACAGCCGAUCGAGGAGAUGGCCACCACCAACACCAAGCAUCAUUCUAGCCCAUCCUUCAUAUUUCUUCUGUUCUUACCGCUAGUACUUCUCCAGUUCAAUCUUGGAAAAGGCGAUGAUCUCCAGCUAAAUUACUACUCUCAGAGUUGCCCGAACGCAGAAGAGAUCAUCAAACAAGAAGUCACCAAGCUGUACGACAAACAUGGAAACACGGCCGUUUCAUGGAUUAGAAAUCUCUUCCAUGAUUGCAUGGUUAAGUCAUGCGAUGCGUCUCUGUUGUUGGAGACGGUGAAAGGUAUUGAAUCAGAGCAGGCAUCUCCGAGAAGCUUUGGGAUGAGGAAUUUCAAGUACGUUAAUACAAUCAAAGCUGCAGUUGAGAAGGAAUGCCCCAUGACAGUCUCUUGUGCUGAUAUUGUCUCUCUUUCCGCAAGAGAUGGCAUUGUCAUGUUGGGAGGCCCGAGCAUGGAAAUGAAAACCGGGAGGAGGGAUAGCAAGGAGAGUUAUGCGACGGUGGUUGAAGACUACCUCCCUGAUCACAACGACAGCCUUUCACUCGCGCUUUACCGCUUUCAAUCCAUUGGAAUCGAUGUUGAGGGAACGGUUGCUCUUUUAGGAGCUCACUCAGUGGGUCGAGUACACUGCAUUAAUCUCGUAGACAGACUGUACCCCACGGUGGACCCAACUUUGGAUCCGAAGUACGCCGACUACUUAAAAGGCCGAUGCCCAACUCCAGAUCCUAAUCCAACGGCAGUGCUUUACGCAAGAAACGACCGUGAAACACCCAUGAUACUUGAUAACAUGUACUACAAGAACCUGUUAGGACACAAGGGCCUCCUCACGGUGGAUCAACAGCUGGCUUCCGACCCAACAACGUCUUCUUACGUAGAAAACUUUGCCGCUGAUAAUGGCUACUUCCACGACCAGUUCGCCAGGGCUGUGCUCUUGCUGUCGGAGAAUAACCCGCUUACCGGAGAACAAGGAGAAAUAAGGAAGGAUUGCCGCUACGUGAAUAGUGCGUAGUGCUACAAGGAAGAUUCAUGUCUCUUUUAAUCGUAUGUGUUGUUUUAAAAUCGACGUGAGUUUUAAAAUUAUUAUCACAAAAUUAAUAAUAAUUUUAAGAGAAAACUUCAUUUAAGGGUACCAAACUUCUACUAUUUUUUAAAGAAGACACAUGAACUUUAAACAGUUUCAAUUUAGGGUCUUUAUUUUUCGAAAAGUCUCAAUUAGAGGUCAUUCGUUAAGAUUUUAUGUUACAUCCUGUCAAAAAUAAACAUAUAGAAUUUUGAGAAUUUUAAUAGGAUUUAACGGAAAAUCCUAACGUUGACCCCUAAUUGAAACUUUUCGAAGAAUGAAUACCCUAAAUUGAAACGAUUUGAAGUUCAUGUAUCUUCUUUCAAAAACGGUGAAAGUUCGAUAUCCUUAAAUGAAGUUAUUCCUAAUUUUAAAAAUUAUAUCAAUUUAAAAAAAGAAAAAGAAAAAAGAAAAAAAGAAAAAGAAAAAGAAAAAGAAAAGGCAUGAAUCUUUCUAGCAUAUGUAAAAUAGGGACCAACUUCUUGCUGUGGAUGGAGGAAUGCGAUUGUAAGGCGUGAAUCCCUAGGACCCUAGCCAAUUGAAUAUUUGCUUGGGCCAAUCGAUCUGUUGUUGCUACGUCACCAAUAAAGAAACUUGUAAUAUAUGGGCCUAGUGUUGUAUGAAUUAAGAAAGUUUCUAAUAUAUGGAGCUGAAGAUCAUAGUGAUA
Molecule: messenger RNA, 1754 nt
Organism: Alnus glutinosa
Lineage: Eukaryota; Viridiplantae; Streptophyta; Magnoliopsida; Fagales; Betulaceae
Product: peroxidase 21
Exons: 5
Coding region: 35-1036 (333 amino acids)
Biological process (GO): hydrogen peroxide catabolic process; response to oxidative stress
Molecular function (GO): heme binding; peroxidase activity
Source: RefSeq, a predicted model, not a curated record